AGAGAGGGAAAAAAUCUAGAGGACUUAACUUUCCGAAAGAUGGAGACUGCUACAGCGUGGGAUGCUGGAUGAUCAAUACCGACCUCUGAGUCGUAUUUUGGACCAAGUUAUACAGUCAAGAAAAAUAGAGACGAGUAUCAUGAAAACAGUAACGCACACUUGCACGCCAGGAACUACGGUUUUAGAUCUACCAGAAUGUGAUUCGAUCGAGGACAUCGCUGAAUCAGUGGACGAACUACGAGCGAAAUUGGCGAACAUGAAGAGAUUGAUGGAAGAGCGGCGGGGUACCACCCUGGGUGAGAUCAGCGCAAGGAAGAGAAAGGAGACCUCGGAUAUUAUAGAUGGCUACUUUUUAUCUUGGAUAUUCGGCUCGGCACUCAUCGUCAUCUUGAGUAUCAGUUUCUACGCCUUUUACAAUCUCUAUCAUGCAGUCCUGAAAAAAUUUCCAUCAUCUCAUACGGAAUUAUAAACAGACGGAUAAGAAUAGAAAAAUUUUUACACUCUGGCGAAUUUGUGCUGACAAACUGUUCAAUUUGGAUAUAUUCUUUUGCGAUCAAUAUAUGAUAAGCAAAAAGAUGUGUCCAAAGAUCUCAAACUUCUUGCCCAAUUCUCAAGAAGUAUGCCGGCUGGUAAUUUCAUUUGAUAUUAAAAAUAUCUGUCUAUCCUUUGGGAUAUAAUAAUGAAAUGUCUGGAAUAAGAGAACAAGAUAGAAAGAAUUUAAGGAACGGACAGAAUGGCAGGAAAGUUCCUUUCAUGUGCACUUAACAAGCUCAACGAAUAUUUUAUAGCGUUCAUUCAAAUCGAAAAAUACUUCCUUCUUUGUUCACUACACAUUUCUCAAGGAACUGUACUCUCAUAAACAAAAAUUCAGUUACUGAAAAAUUAUCACAAUAUGCAUCGGGAAAGAAACAAAUGCCUUAAAACAUCUCUCAGCACUAUUCGUUUUGGAGAAUUUGUAUGAACAUGUAAUUCCAUGGUUAUGAAGAAUAAGGCACUUAAAAUAGAACAAUUUUGAGAUAGAGAAGAAUACUUUAAAAAAGCUACGUGACCUCCUUAUUUUUAUUCUCAUUUCAAUAAAUUGAGUAUAUAAAAUAUUUUUUCUAUCUCCAAACAAAAUGAAGUAAAGAGGUCUGUUUUAAGAAUAUUAUUCUUCUGAAUUCGAUAUAUCGUACUGCAUGUAAAAAUUACUUUUAUGAUUCUUGAUUCUUGCUUUACUUUCUUAUCAUAUAAUACGUUCUAUAUUAUUUAAUGUUUAAACUUUAGUACAGUGUCCUGGUUAUCUUUAAAAAUUAUCUAUUUCAUCGAAAAUAUAUACAAUCAUCGGCAAUCAAUACGUUAAUUGAUAAAAUAGAUGUAAUCUAUUUGCCAUUUUUUGCCUCAAUUCGAAAAGUAUAAUUCAUACGCGUAAUCGAAGUCCAAUUGUCAUUCGAAUUAAAUUUUAAUUUCUCAAUGUUAAUUUGUACCAUGCGAUUGAACGCAAAGGAACUUCCAUACUGAUCAUUUACUCGAAUGUAUAUAUUGUGAUUAUCAAAUAAAAAUUAUGAUUCGAUUGAAAAAAAA
Bombus terrestris (buff-tailed bumblebee) is the source of this 1560-nucleotide messenger RNA. RefSeq lists its product as uncharacterized. The transcript has 3 exons. NCBI's taxonomy places the organism in Eukaryota, Metazoa, Arthropoda, Insecta, Hymenoptera, Apidae. The record is from RefSeq and is a predicted model, not a curated record. Bases 62 to 469 code for a protein of 135 amino acids.